GACCCCGCCGCGACGCACAGCCACAGCGGCCCCGCCGAGUACUACAGGCUGCGCUCCUUCUCCAUCACGCCCAGCGGCAUCUUCAACCUGGGGGACUCCUUCCGCUCCAGGCGGUCCCGUUCCAACGGCUCCGUCGCCUCCACCACCUCGUCCAACAGCGACGACCUUCGCGAGCUGCGCGACCGCCUGCCAAGCGGAGCGUCCGUGUCCAGCGUGGAGGCGGGCCGGACGGCGGCGGCGGCGGGCGCGGCGGGCACCGCGGACGCGCCCAGGGUGCCCUGCUUCAAGGUGGCCAUGCUCGGCGCGUCGGGCGUCGGCAAGACCACCCUCACGUACCAGUUCACCACCUCGGAGUACAUCUGCGCCUACGACACCUCGCUGGACGAGGAGUUCGGCCAGAAGACCGUGUCCGUGCUGCUCGACGGGCAGGAGUCGGACCUGGAGAUCGUGGACCACCCCGCCGCCGAGAUGUCGGCGGAGGCGUUCUGCGCCACGUACAACCCGGACGUGUUCGUGGUGGUGUACUCCGUGGUGGAGCGGCGCACCUUCCAGGCCGCCGAGGACAUCCUGCUGUUCCUGUGGAAGUCGGACUACAUGACGACGCGCGGCGUGGUGCUGGUGGGCAACAAGGCCGACCUGGAGCGCAAGCGGGAGGUGUCCACGUCAGAGGGCCGCCGCCUGGCCAACAGCUGCUCCUGCAAGUUCAUCGAGACGUCGUCGGGCCUGGACCACAACGUGGACGAGCUGCUGGUGGGGCUGCUGGCGCAGGUGCAGCUCAACCCGCGGCGCGAGGCGCUGAGUCGGCGCAAGGGCCGUAAGAAGCGAGGCCCGCCGCCCACGCCCUCCAACAGUGGCGGCGGCGCGUCCACUGGCAAGCGCAUCCUGCGCCACCUGCUGGGCAUCAAGCGCAAGGCGCGCUCCUGCGAGAACUUGCUCGUCCUCUAGGCGCUCCAUGGAGCCUCCAGCCCUCCGCCUCCUGUCUCGUCCAUUGUGCCGAGCCGCGCCCCGCGCGCCACGUCCAACAGGCGUCAACUUGUCCAAGUGAUGAUUGUUUCCAUCUCGCAGCUAAGGCAGUGUCUGGCCGCCUCGAGCCGAGGCCCACCGCGCCUCUCUUUCGGGCGGUGGCUUGGCUCUGCCGAGAGUGGAGGAGGGCGAGGGGGCUGUUGUCCUCUUCCCUUUCGAGAGAGAGCGAGACAGCACGUUCGUCCCGUCUGGCCUUUGUGCGCUGCCAGUUGCCAGUGUGCCUGUUGCCUAACCCCCGUGUGCCAAUCCUUCCAGAAUGCGGCGACGAGGCGAGGCGCUGCGAUUAGCUAAUGGAUAGCUUACUGUGUUGUGUCUGCCCGGCAGACUCAUUUCGAGAGUCGUUUCCGUCGCUGUCUCUCUCGCACUCACGAGGCGUCCCCUACAGGUGCCAUAGAGACAGAGCAACGGAAACUACUCUCGGAAUCAGUCGGCUUCCGAAGGCCGAAGCCGAAGGUACGGAUCGGACUAAAGGAAAACAAGGGCGGGGGAAUCAGGGACUCAAUCAAAAUUGUACCAGUGAAAGAGCUUUGCUUGGUGAAAUU
Molecule: messenger RNA, 1565 nt
Organism: Thrips palmi
Lineage: Eukaryota; Metazoa; Arthropoda; Insecta; Thysanoptera; Thripidae
Product: ras-related protein Rap-2a-like
Exons: 5
Cellular component (GO): plasma membrane
Molecular function (GO): GTP binding; GTPase activity; calcium channel regulator activity
Source: RefSeq, a predicted model, not a curated record